Pelmatolapia mariae (spotted tilapia) is the source of this 3198-nucleotide messenger RNA. It is a transcript of the gene atp8b3, whose product is annotated as ATPase phospholipid transporting 8B3. Gene Ontology annotation, biological process: phospholipid translocation; Golgi organization. The coding region runs from base 1 to 3198 and encodes 1065 amino acids. NCBI's taxonomy places the organism in Eukaryota, Metazoa, Chordata, Actinopteri, Cichliformes, Cichlidae. Gene Ontology annotation, cellular component: plasma membrane; trans-Golgi network. Gene Ontology annotation, molecular function: magnesium ion binding; ATP binding; ATP hydrolysis activity. The record is from RefSeq and is a predicted model, not a curated record. The transcript is spliced from 25 exons.
AUGGUGAAAGAAGGUGAAAGAAGCAGCAAACAGGAGUCUACAAGCGUCCAAGUCUUCAUCAACAUCAUGGUCAAUGAAAGUGCUGAAUCUGGCUUCACAUGGGAGGUGAGAGCAAACAGCCGCCACUACCACAAACCAAAACAGAAGAAAUCCUUUCUGUGCUUCCGUUGGGGGAGAUCCGCUGACAAUGUGGUGCGCAGCUACAAGUACACCCCCUUGACGUUCCUGCCCCUGACGCUAUUUGAACAGUUCCAGCGAGCAGCCAAUGUCUAUUAUCUCCUCAUCAUGGUGUUGCAGUGUGUGCCUGCCAUCUCAUCAGUACCAUGGUACAUCACCAUCAUCCCGCUGAUCUCCAUUCUCUCACUGAGAGGGCUGAAAGACCUCAGCAAUGACAUGGCAAGAAGACGCAGUGACUCUGAGAUUAACUCCAGACCCUGUGACAUUCUCAUUUCCCAAAGUUUUCAAAUGAAGAAUUGGAAAGACGUGUGUGUGGGGGAUGUGCUGCGGAUCCACAAAGACCAAGUCUUCCCAGCCGAUCUUCUUCUUUUGUGUAGCUCAGAGCCUCACAGUCUGUGUUACGUGGAGACGGCUGAUAUAGAUGGAGAAACCAACCUCAAGUAUCGACAGGCACUCAGUGCUACACACGAUGAGCUGACCUCUAAUCCCUCAGAGGAGGCCCUUAGUGCCUUUGAUGGUGUUGUACGCUGUGAGGAACCCAACAACCGCUUGUACACCUUCAGAGGUCAGCUGCAGUGGGGCGGAGAGGGUCUCCUCUUGGACAGUGAGCACAUCCUGCUGAGGGGAACAGUCCUACGCAACACAGCCUUUGCGUACGGCUUGGUCAUCUACACCGGCGCAGACACCAAGAUCCUGAGGAACAGCGGGAAAGUGAAACUGAAGAGGACUCAGAUGGAAAAAGUUUUUAACAAAGUGGUGAUGGGGAUAGUCCUGUGUGUGCUGCUGGCAGCUUUGUUCCUUGCCAUUGGCAGCGGCGUGUUUUCUGCUCAGCUCAUGAGACGGAAUGGCGUUCUGUCUGCUCUGGUGUUUAACAGCAAUGCUGUCUACACCGGAUUCCUCGUCUACUGGAGCUACAUCAUCCUUCUCAGCCCAGCCAUGCCUAUAGCCCUCUACAUCUCGUUUGAGCUGGUCCACACGGUCCACAGCCUGUUUAUUGGCUGGGAUUUGGAGAUGUAUUGGCAGCAGGCAGACAAACCGGCUCAGGCUAGGAAUACCUCACUGAACGAGGAGCUCGGCCAAGUGGGAUACCUGCUGAGUGACAAAACUGGAACACUAACCCAGAAUCGCCUGCUCGUCAGACAAUGCUGCAUAGCUGGGGAAAUCUAUGAGACUCCAGUUUACCAGGCUGCGUCCCCAGAUGAGGAAGCACUUGUUGGUGCUGCCAGAGAGCUGGGCUGGGUCUUUCUUUCUAGGGCGAGAGAUUUUAUUGUUGUCUCAGAGCUGGGCGUCACUCGCAGGUAUCAGCUCCUUGCACUGCUGGACUUCACCAGUCAGAGAAGACGCAUGUCUGUAUUGGUGCGGGAGCCAGAAGGUGGAAUAAAGUUGUACUGUAAAGGGGCAGAUAUAGUGAUCCUGGAGAGACUGCAGAAGGACUCUCCACAUCAGGAAAGGACUGAAAGAGCUCUAGAGCUGUUUGCCGAGGCCUGUCUCCGGACACUGUGCAUUGCGGUUCGAUCUGUUCCUGAAGCAUCAUGGGAGCAGUGGAACAAAACUCUGGCUCAGUCUGCCACCAUGGCGACCUGUGACCGUGACGCGCUGCUGGAAAAAUUAUAUGACGAGAUGGAAAUGGACCUGCAGCUGCUGGGGGUGACAGCAAUAGAGGACCGACUUCAGGAUGGAGUGCCUGAAACCAUUGCUCUACUUCAAGAGGCCGGGAUUAAAGUAUGGGUGCUGACUGGAGACAAAAAAGAGACUGCAGUGAAUAUUGGAUAUUCUUGCAAACUACUGGAUCCUGAUAGCAGAAUAGUAGAAUGGGAGGAGCUGAGACAGAUACUCCAGUCCCCAGAUCCACGGGUCAGUUUCUUUAAGCCCAGACAGACAGAGCUGUGGGCUGUAGACAAGGAGAUGGCUGUAGCAAAGACUUCCGUGGUCCUCACCGGACCUGAGCUGUCUCCCCCGCAUCUACGCAUUUGGGUCUGUUUUCCCCAGACAGAGUUUGACCAGAGGCCAGAAUGGGGGGCCACAUUCAUGAGCCUGGCAGAACAUUGUCAGUCUGUCCUGUGCUGCCGCGUAACACCUGCACAGAAGGCCGAAAUCGUCACAUUGGUGAGAAAACAUACCAGCUCAGUGACCAUGAGCAUUGGUGAUGGUGCCAAUGAUGUCAAUAUGAUCAAGACGGCUCAUGUUGGUGUGGGUCUGGCAGGAGUGGAGGGAGGUCAGGCGGUGCAGAAUGCAGACUUUGCAUUGGCCCAGUUCAGAUUUCUGCAGCGGCUGCUUCUCGUCCAUGGCCGCUGGUCCUACCGUCGCAUUUCCCUCUUCUUGCGCUAUUUCCUGUUUAAGACCUGCAGUUUUGCCCUUGUGCAUCUAUGGUUUGGUUUCUUCAAUGGCUUCAGUGCUCAGUCUCUGUAUGAAACAUGGUUCAUCGCUUUAUACACGGUUUUCUACAGUGCAUACCCAAUUCUUUGCCUGGCCUUUUUUGAACAGGAUGUCAGCGCAGAAAAAAGCUUAAAAUUUCCCGAGUUGUACAAGUGUGGACAGAGACAUGAGCUCCUGAGCCCCCUCAAGUUGACCUUGUCACUCCUGCAUGCUGUGUAUGCAUCGCUCGUUUUCGUCUUCAUCCCGCUCGGCGUUUUCGACAACACGGUCUUUGACUACCAGACGAUGGCGAUCACGGUUUCCAUGGCAGUUACGUUCACUGCCACGAUUGAGAUUAUUCUGCUGACCAGACACUGGACCAAGUUCAACAUAGCAGCUGUAAUUGUCUCCGUGGGGCUGUUCUUCAUCUGUACCAGGAUCACCCACAACCGCUUCCUUUUUGAGAAAUCACCCAAGGACUAUAUAUUUCUUGGUGCAUCUGAUUACGCCUUCACUGAUCCGGUUGUAUGGCUCACAGCUCUGCUUGUUGCCUGGACAGCUGUUUUGCCCUCAGUGACUGCUCACGCCCUCAGUGUCAUCCUCAAUGUCCACGAUAAACACAAGGUGAUCUUUUUGUGCAUGGGAGAGUAUGAACGAAAGAUCUAG